Messenger RNA from Penicillium canescens, 1008 nucleotides. RefSeq lists its product as uncharacterized. The transcript is spliced from 5 exons. Lineage: Eukaryota; Fungi; Ascomycota; Eurotiomycetes; Eurotiales; Aspergillaceae. The record is from RefSeq and is a predicted model, not a curated record. Bases 1 to 1008 code for a protein of 335 amino acids.
AUGGAUUCCACCCUCAUCAUUCUUUGGGUGUUUACCUGGGUGGCAAUCGGCUUGAUUGUCCUUCGGCUGCUGCUGCGAAAGGUGAAAGGAUUGACGUUCGUCCUGGGCGAUUAUUUCGCAAUGGGCGCGAUUCUCUGUGCGCUUGUACGCCUCGCCUUGGUCCAUGUUAUUCUCAUCUGGGGAACCAACAAUAUGUCUACCACGUUCAGACAUACGCACCAUUUCACCCCCGAGGAGAUCCGUCGCAGAGAGAUCGCGAGCAAAUUUGUGCUCACCAAUCGCGUGUUCUAUAAUUCCUAUCUCUGGUUGCAAAAGUUGGUUCUGCUUGAUACCUACCGCAGACUGCUCAGGCAUCUUCGCUGGGAGAAGGCCACGAUGAUCUCAUAUAUUGGUAUAUUCGCAGCGACGUAUGUAACUGUACAGAUUGUGACUUUCACGGAGUGCGAUCCAUUCAACCAUUACUGGAUCGUAUUGCCAGAUCCUGGUAUAUGCUGCCAGGCACAGCUCCAAUUGAUCGUCCUCGGUGUCCUCAAUGUCAUCACGGACCUUAUGCUUAUCGCCUUGCCGAUUCCAAUUCUGAUUCUGGUUAAACGAUCCACUGUUGAAAAACUCCAGCUUGCGGUCCUCUUCGCCGUCGGCCUCUUUAUCGUCGCAAUCACCAUCGCUAGACUACCUCAAAAUGCGAAAAAUCCCACUGCACAAGUGAAUAGAACGACUUGGGCGUCCAUUGAGCUACUCGCUGCCGCUAUCGUCGCCAACGCUCCCGUCCUGUACGGACUCCUGAAGGGACAAAAAGAAAGGUCCAAGUACGCUGCAUCAGGAGCCGGAUCAACUGGGCCGUCGUCGCAGGGAUUCCAAAAGAGAUCAGCAAAUGAGCCCGAAUUUGAACUGCAAGGGACCCGUCACAGUAAGAGAGGGUCUGCUCUCGGUUCAAAGAUAUCAACCAGGACUUAUUUGGAGAUCGAUGGCGAGAGUAGUCAGUCGUUGACUCGAAGCUUGGAAAAGUAA